CGCUGCUCCCCACCCCACCCCCAGUGGUGGUGGUGGCGGCGGCGGCUGCCAGGCCUCGAAGCCUCCGGUUCGGCGCUGGGCGGCUCUUCUGCUUUCUGGACCCCCUCGGAAACCCCUCUCCAAGUGGGCGCCAGCCUGGUCCCCGCUGAGGACGCCGCCUGAGGCCCGCCGGCCGCCUCGGCCAAGCACCUUCGCCGCGCGCCUUUUUUUUCUUUCGCCCAGCCCUCGCGUGGGCACCCCGUCCCGCUCGGAGACGCCGGGCUCCUCGCUCCCGUUCCCACCACCGUGCCACCCACCUUUCUCCGCCUCUGGCUUCCUGGAAGGGCCGCGGAGUCCCAGCCGGAAAGCCGAGGGAGGUUUGGGGGAGAGUCGGGCCGAGCCGGGCCGGCGCGUCUCGCCUUGGCACUGCGCGUAAAUGGAGUUGCGCGCCGGCGAGGCGGAGACGACGGAGACGCGGCGUUGGGAGAGCCUGUCUAUGUGAAGGAUGAUACUUUUUCCUGCUUGAGGUGACCAGCUCUUCAUACUGAAUUGCAAAAGAAUGUGGAUUAAUCAAAUUCCGUGCUUUCUGUUGGCAGUAGCUCCUUUCUUUAUCCUGAACGACUUGGUCCACAGUCAGAAAACAGAGUCUUCAUACAAGGUUCAGAAUCUGACAUGUGUAACACACAUUUUUGAUGAAGUCAUCUGUACCUGGAGUGCAACCUCUGAGGCUUACUUCAAUUAUAAAUUCUGCUAUGAUACGAGCUCUAUCACCAGCCCCAGUUGUUUGGUAACAGAGGAGAAACGUCAAACACUUCCACUGAUUUUGUUUGACUCUCUUUGCAUAGAAAUAUUCACUUUGAAUUCAGCUGGAGAACAUGUAGCUAAAAAUACGUUCCUACUAACAGAGAAAAAUAUUACACUUGUUCCUCCCUCUCCACAUAUUGAAAGGCUGACUCCUGACUAUAUAUCUGACACAUUUGAAUUGGAGUGGUAUGAUGGCGGUUCAGCUUUUCCAUAUGAAAUGGAUGCCACUUGGGAAAUUCAGAUCUUGUAUAAAGACCCCAUGGAAGAAGUAGAUCGGGUGACAUAUAAUUCAAGAUUAAAUGGCAGUAACACUCUCCUCUACUGGAAAUGGACAUCAGCCCUGCCUUUUGAUUGCACCACACACUAUGUUAGAAUCCGCUGUUUCCUUCACGACGAUGCGUUUGUUGGGAAGAAGACGUGGAGUCAGUGGAGCGAAUUUGUGAAUAUUCCUGGAAAAGAUAGUGGCUUCCUUGGCGGCAUGUAUCCUAUAGACAGAAUUGUGCACGUGGGUUCCACUGUAACCUUCUGCUGCGUAUGGAAGAAAGGAGAGAAAAUUGACGUUCUGAAUUUUUCUCAGUGUUCUACUCAUCGUUGUUCGAUUGCCUCUCUCUCCACCAAAAGCAUGACGAUUCAAGUCCAAAAUGUCUCCGCUUCAUCAUCGAGUGGAUCUAACGCUUGGUGUUACGAAGAACCCAUGGGAAGCUCAGAUACUUAUGGAACUGUUCUGUUUGUCGGCUAUCCCCCUGAUGUACCACAGAAUGUAAACUGUGAAACAAGAGAUUUUAGGACAAUAACAUGCACAUGGGAGCAAGGAAGGUCCACUGAACUGUAUGGCCAACGAAGAACAAAAUACACUUUAUUGGAAAGAAUAUCUGGGAAGAAUGUUACAUACACAGGCAAAGGUAAACUUUACCAGUGUCAUUUCCCAAUUCUCAGCAAUCAGAGGAUUUAUAACUUCACAGUCCAUGCUUCGAAUGAUCUUGGUCAGUCAGAAGCCUCUUUGUCAAUUGAUAUAAAACACAGAGUUCAUCCACAGCCACCUGAGAAAUUAACUGUGAGUGACAAUAGCCCAACCAACAUCAGCCUGUCUUGGUAUCUGCCUGGCAACUUCACAGAAAUCAAACUUAAAUGUCAGAUUCAUGUUGUCCGUAGUCCCUCUGCAGAAGAACUGAAUUUGCAUCUUGAUGGCACAGAAACCAGCCCUGAGACAAACAAGUUGCAUCUCAAUACAACUUUCCCUCUGGAUGGUGCAGAAAACUCUUAUUACACAGUCUUGGUGAACAAUCUGCAUCCUUAUACAUCAUAUACAUUCCAAGUUCGCUGUUCAGCUGCUGAACCCUUCUUCUGGAAAUGGAGCAGCUGGAACCAGGGAAAGCAGCACAGAACUCAGGAAGCCCCUCCUGCAGGUCAGCUGGAUAUCUGGCGAGAGAGGAUUAAUCAUGGAAACACUAUAAUCAUCCUUUGGAAGUCACUACCCAUUAUGGAAAGAAAUGGAAAGAUAGAAGCUUAUGAAGUGUCCUGGUCCCUGUCAAAGAUGGAUAUGGAAAAGCAGGUGGUUCCUGAACCCAACAUGCACACAUCAAUAGACCUUGGGGGCAGAGAUUGCAUGCUUAGCGUGGUGGCAACAAAUAAGGCUGGGAGCUCUCCUCCUUCCCUGAUAAAUAGUGCAGAAAUUGCAGUUGAUGAUGUCCCAACAGAGAAUGCUGUUGCAACAGGAGAUGGUGUUUAUAUUACUUGGCAUUCUGACCGCAGUGUGACUUGUGGCUAUACACUGAGAUGGUGUUAUGGGCCAGAGCCCUGUCCGGUGGUCGACUGGAAGACGUUUCCUAUUGGUGUGACAAAUGCUGAAAUCAAAUCUGCUCGCUUUCAGCCGGGAGUCCGAUACCAGUUUUCUCUCUAUGGUUGUAAAGAUGAUGGAUAUCAGUUACUGAAGCAUAUAAAUGGUUACAUAAAAGAACUGGAGCCAAGAGUUGCGCCUGUUUUUAAUAUUGAACUUACCACUUCGGAUUCCAUCUUAAUAAAAUGGAAGGACAUACCUGUAGCAGAUACGCAGGGCUUUUUAAAAGGCUAUUUGCUUCGCUUUGGUAAAGGGGAGGAAGGCGCCGCGAAACCAAACAACUUUGAAUCGGGCCACCAAGAAAUUAACAUUACUGACUUGAACCGGAAAACAUUAAAAAUAUCAAAGCUUCAGGGAAAGACCAGCUACCACCUGAACUUAAGCGGCUACACAGCUGGGGGAACCGGGCCUGCCAGCAGUUUGCACGUGGUCACAAAGGAAAAUGCGGUAGGAUUAAUCAUUGCCAUCCUUAUCCCCGUGGCUAUUGUUGUCGUCUUGGCGGUGGUGACCAGCAUCCUUUGCUACAGGAAGAGAGAAUGGAUUAAAGAAACCUUCUAUCCUGAUAUUCCAAACCCUGAGAACUGUAAAGCUCUGGAUUUCCCUAAGGGUCCUGAGGGGAACCCUAAUUCUAAAACCUUGGAAAUGAACCCCUGUACACCCAAUAAUAUUGAAGUGGUUGAAACACAGCUCCCAUGCGUGAAGAUUGAGGAUACAGCCAUUGUAUCACCUGUGGCAGAAGAACUUCCUGAAGAUGGUUUUGACUCUGAAUCUGAGAGCCACAUCGUUGUCUCCUAUUGCCCAUCUAUUGUUGAAGAGGAGAUCUUGAACCCACCGGUAGAUGGAUCUCUGGGAUCUUCCCAGGUCGUUUAUAUUGAUGUCCAGACAAUGUAUCCUGCUCAAGUGAGUCCCAAAGAAGAUUUAGAAGUGGAUUGUGUAGCUGCCGCAGGCUACAAACCGCAGAUGCAGCUGCCAGUUAAUGGUUUAAGAAAAAUCGAGGGAGCCUCAUCUGUAGAAGAGGACUUGGACAAAGAGGCAGGCUAUAGACCUCAAGGGAACGGGCCCUCCUGGAGCGCGGGCUGUCCGGAUUCUCCAGUAUCCAUGGAGAGCAACAAUGAAAACGCCUCCUUUGGAAGCCCGUGUUCAGUCAAUUCUCGACAGUUUUUGAUUCCAUCCAAAGAGGACGAAGACUCCCCAAAAGUCAUUAAUCCUGGGUGGUCCUUUACUAACUUCUUUCACAACAAACCAAAUGAUUAACCGCCAUCUGAAGUUGCCCUGAGAACAGCUUCUUUGCUGGGACCUGCUUUUAUCACCCUUGGAGGCAAAUGUCCCAGAGGGUUUUAUUAUUUCAUUUCAGUGAAAUUGAAUGUUGUUUUAAUUUACAUUGGAAGUGACAAUAGUCCCUUUUAUGGGUGGCAGAAGUACUAGCUCCCUGGUUGGUAUUCUGAGUUAACCCUAUCCAAAGCCAAAGAGCAGCAGGUCAUUUCUGCUUUUGAGCAGAUGCCCUCCCUCCCCUUAGUCCUGCUGUCAGUAGAAUCUCUUUCUUGUGGCUGUUUUUAAGUUCCCCGUUUUGAAUGAAGGUUGAGGGGGAUGAUUGUAAGCCUGAUCUGUUAGCCUAAAUCCAGUUAUGUGGGUUAUUAUGUUUCAGAAUCCUAGAUCUAUAUCAAUUUAGCCAGGAUUGGGAUUUCAUUGUCUGAUCAAAUAAUAUUUAUUCCCAAUAGUUUUAAGGUUUUGGGCACCCAAACCCUGUGCAGCAUAAACACUACAUCACAUGGUGGUUUUAAGUGUACCGUACCCAAACUAACACUACAGUACUCAACAAAAACACUACCAUACCAUUAACACAACGCUAUGGUUGAUGGUUUUAAGGCACUGUUUCUCAAACUGCUCGGUAGAUGACUUUAGUCACUUGAAAUGGUUUUUUUUUUGUCUCUGAUUUUUGUGGGACACAUAGGACCCUUUCAUUUGGUUAUUUUAUUUCUGAGGAGGGCUAAACCAGUUUGAAUGGAAUUUACACCCUUGUAGAUCAUUUGCCUAAGACAGCCUCCGCUGUGGCUGUCUCCCGUGAGUUUGGUAGACAUGCCCAGGUUUGGCUAGUUUCUGUACCUGCUGUAUAUUGAUGUAUAUGCAAUAGUUUUGACUCAGGGGUGCAAAAAUGAGUGUGACACUGAUUUUCAAAGCUCAGUCAGGGAUAGAUAAAUGUUUCAAUGGCAAUUUUUAGAAGCGGAUUCAUUUGUGGAUCUUUUUAAACACAAAGUAGAAGGAAGGAAUUGACUGCUGUGCAUUGACCUGCGAUGGUCAUGGUAGGCUAGAGCCUCGUUCUACAGUUUGCUCUUUUUCCGUGAGGGGACUUUCACUGCUUCGUUUUCAAGUACAGUUCAAUAGUGUGAGCUCCACCUGCCUCUGAAGUGGUUCAGACACUCAAACAGCUUCAAGUGUAUGCCACUGCUGUGAGUCUUAUGCCUUAGGUAUAGUUGCCUGUAUUCUGCCUGGGAAACCAUGACUUUGUACCUUUGUCAGUUUCCAGGAGAAUUCAAGCAAGAUGGUUUAGCAAGUCUUCCGAACAUCAUCUUCGGCACAAAUAACGCUUAAAACCAACAGGAUAAAUUUGAACCCUUUCUGUCUACAGUCUGAGGAGAAACAUUAUCCUUGGGAAAUGUCUGUGAAUACGUUCCACAUGUGACCCUCACAUAUAGAGCCAUCACUACUACCCUGGACGUCCUUGCAAAUAUUAUCAAGUAUAACAAGUGGAGAGCAGAUUUCACUCGUGCAUGGAUGCUUUGGAAAUACUGUGUUGAAAAUUGUGGGUGUUAUCAUUGAAUGUUUCAAGUAAAGAGCUUUGAGAUACGAUCAGGUGGACUGCUGUCUUGCACACACAGGCAAAUCAGCUCUUAGCUGUAAGCUUAACAGUGUGUUCCUUCUAGUGCAAGUCUGUGACUACACACCGCUUAUGGAGCUAGCACUUUGGGAUAGACAUAAGUCUGAACUGCAAAGCUAUUAAGGUUGCCUCAUGGGGAACAACCUAUUCAACAUGCAGUACGUAGCGCAGUCUAGAAAUCAAGUUCGGGGGGGAUCACUCUUUUGGCUUCUGCAUCUCUGCUGAGCAACCUCCACGUUAGCUGAGCUGGGUUGAGAUUUUUCUUGCAAAUCGUGACACUGUCUUUUUCAGCUGCUUUCCAAGAGAAUUGAUUUCCUCACCUAUAUUCAGGUUUGCCGUAUUUGCCUGGUCAUUUCAAGAGAAGAGGGAUGGAAACUACUAGUUUUUUUAUUUCUUGCCUUCAGAGAGUGGUUUCAUUUCUGGAGUGCCUUUCAGUGUGAGAGCCUCUUCCAUUUAUUGCAUUAAGCAAAAGGGAAGGCCCUCACUCUGUUUCCAGGUUCCCUUUUUUUUCUUUUUUAAAAGAAUGCUUAUCCCUCAGUGUUUACAUUUUGUAGCCUUUUUAAAAAAAUCCUUAUUUGAGGGACUAUAGCAUUAGCUGUGAGAUCAAACAAUUCUUGAAAUCUGAAGGCAGUGCUGAUGAAUUAGGAGAGUGCCUUCCAUUUUCUAAAGCUAGUUUUAAUGUAUAUUUUGCAGGGCUUUGUACUUCCUUCUUGAGAGUAUCUAGUCUGCAGUGUGUGGCAGAGUAUUAAUCUGUAUCAAGUCAUUUGUAUCACCUUCCUAAAAGGAUUUUUUUAACCAUAUAUGCAGCGUAGUUCUUGAGCAAAAUGGCAAUUUGCAUAACCUAAGACAAAAAUGCUUACUUCCAUGUGGAUGCCUUCCAUAUCAAAUCAGUUUUCUAGGUAGAAACAAAUUCUUCCUUUCUCUCUGACAAUACUCAUGUGUUUGUUUUUCCUUCCAAGUGUUCACACCUUCAUCCUGUUCUUGGGUAACUUGUCUUACAUCAAGAGAACGGUCCAUCUCAUCCUGCUCAAGAUGUGCUGGGGAAGCAUAUUCACAAACACAUGAGUAAAAACAGCAUCGCCAAUCGAUCAGAAACGUUUUGAAACAACAUGCUGCAGCUGUGCAAACAAUGUUGUGCCAACAUGCUGUUUUUGAGGGCCAAAAUGAAAGAUGGGGAGCAGAUGCUUCUGGAGAAAAACUCAACACACCAACUACAUUUUUUUUAUCAGCUAUGACACUGGCUGUGUUCCUCCCGUGCCCCUCUCCCUUUUUGUCCCUAUAAUCCUAGACUGUUAAGAAUCAUGUACAGUGAGUCGGAAUGGCAAGACACAACACAGCCAAUUGGAUCUGGCUGCACAGCACUUGCCCCUAAGACAGACCAAGCGCUCUGUUCUGACUCGAGUCCAUCAAAACAAGGCGAUAUACCACAUAUUUUUUUUCCAGCUUCCUCAAGGGCUUUUAACAAACCACAUGAAACAUUAAUUACAUGUGCACAGUUUAGGUCGUGCCUAGAUUAACUUUGACCUAACAUUUUCUGGUAAAGUCCCACCCCACUGUCAACAACACACACACACACAAAUGUGUCAGGGAUGAGAAUGCUUCCCGGGGGGGAGGUGGACCUGUGAAACCCCCAGGUGAAGUCAAACUAUUGUUCCCAUCAUUCCUGCUAUCCAUGCUAGCUGAAUUUGAUGGGAGUCAGCAUCUGGAGUGUCAUAACCUCCUUAAACCAACUGGUUCUACUCAAAUCAAGUAUGGGGGCAGUUACCUACUGGACUAUUUUGAGACUAAAUACCACUAUACUACUUCUUAACUAGCUUGUAAGGCAUUAAAAGAUAUGGGGGGAAUGACGUAUAGGGAGCCUCCAGUCUUCCAUAUAGUCAUAUUUGUUCUUUUGGUGCUGCUACUUAGUUUUAUAAGCAUUGAUAGAAAUGUAGGUAUCUAGUUCUUUAUCUUGUCUUUUUGCAUUUAAAAUUUCGAGGGUAGCAGAGACAGCUUUUCUUAAUGCCUGAAGUGUUGGAUAGCAAGAGAAAAAAAGGAAAAGGAAUUUU
This is a messenger RNA of Pogona vitticeps (central bearded dragon), 7543 nucleotides long. It is a transcript of the gene LIFR, whose product is annotated as LIF receptor subunit alpha. Gene Ontology annotation, biological process: positive regulation of tyrosine phosphorylation of STAT protein; cytokine-mediated signaling pathway. Gene Ontology annotation, cellular component: CRLF-CLCF1 complex; external side of plasma membrane; signaling receptor complex. The record is from RefSeq and is a predicted model, not a curated record. Gene Ontology annotation, molecular function: cytokine binding; cytokine receptor activity. NCBI's taxonomy places the organism in Eukaryota, Metazoa, Chordata, Lepidosauria, Squamata, Agamidae.